Messenger RNA from Schistosoma mattheei, 4125 nucleotides. The record is from the annotation of a GenBank genome assembly. NCBI's taxonomy places the organism in Eukaryota, Metazoa, Platyhelminthes, Trematoda, Strigeidida, Schistosomatidae.
AUGCCAUUGGAUCCCAGGAAACCAAUUACACAGUUUAAUUAUGGCAUACUUCAACAUCCAGAUGAAUAUAAUUAUUUAGCUGAAGCAGAAAAACAAAAACCAACUAUAGAUUUUGCAUCAGAAUUAUCUUAUGAUAGCAGUCUUUAUGGUAAAAUUAGCCAAGGUUCCGCUCGAAAACAACCACCAAUUAAGCAUUAUGAUAAGUAUAAGGAUAAAAAACCUGAUAAACCACAUCGUCAUCAACCGCCACCUCAACCUACUGAUCAUGACCAAACAAAACGUUUAGUCGAUAAACCAAGCCCAAAACCAGGCAGAAGAUCAGGCCAUGGAAUGGUUUCAGUUGAUGAAAAUUAUUAUGUAAAUGUACCUGGUUCAGGUCCACCAGUUAUUCGUCCACCAUACAAUGGACACAAGAGAUCACUGCAAGAUUUAAGUGAACGUUCCGGCCCUCAUAGUGCUUAUGAUCCUAGAUUGGGCGAUACAGUUAUUCAACCAAGUAAACCUAGAACCAGUGAUAGAAUAUCGGAUCAAAUGCCUGAUUAUUAUGAUCAAUAUACAUCGGAUGAAAGUGAUUAUGAUGAUUCAGGAGAAUCGGAUGAAGAACUUAGGCCGCCAGCACUACGUACAAUAACUCAGACAAGGAGACGAUCUGAACCAGAACCGUCGAACAAUUAUCCACCUGUACAAUUAAGAAAACAGUCAAAAGGACAAAAAACUGGACAAUCAAUCACAUCAAUUCGUGAUAGUCUUAUUAGUCCUGAAGGUAUGUCAAUUCCUUCCACUCCGGGUUAUGAAAAUAUUUAUGGUAUUUAUUAUAAUGAUAAAACAGGUAAAUACAUGAAAGGACUAGAUCGUGAUCAUUCAAAUGGAAUGUCACAAGAACGUAUAUCACGACCACGUUCUAAACAUACAACUGCAACAAGUCGAAGUUCUGGUUAUUACGGUGUUAAUGUGGUGAAUGAUACAAGUUCAAAACACAGUUUAAUAAUCAGUACAAAACGUCGAACACUAAGCGGUCUAACUGGUACCCAUCCAUCAAAACAUCGUUCCAGUUCAAUGAAUACUUUAUGGUUCGGUGAUCAUCCUGUACCAUCGGAACAUACAAUCUCGCCAGCUACACCAGUUAGAUUAUCAAAUAUACAAAUACAAGCUCAAGCAGAACUUGAACGUCGACACAGAUCAUCUUCACAUGGACAUAGUUUAGAUAGAAAAUCUAUAUAUAGCACAGGAAUGACAGAAAGUCAUUUGUCCAAAGGUUUAAGUGAUUAUCAUCAAGGUUAUGAAGGAAUUGGUUAUGCAUAUGAUAAUCGAGGAAGAUUAAUACAUGGUGGUGCAUGUUUACCUGAACGUUCAGCUAGUCGUAAACGUCGAUUAUUAGAUGGUCAUGAAAGUUUAUCAAGAGUAUGGAUACCACAAAGUGGUGAACACUAUCCAAUUAAACAAAUAUCUGAUAAGACACCUAGUUCGCUAAUGAAUCGUGAUGAACGGCAAGCACAAUUGGAUAAUUCAGCGAUGGCAUUUGCUUUACGGGAUUUCAAUGCGCCUAAAAUUCGACAGAAACGGGUUUCGAAUAAAUCACAUCGGAAUCAUGAUGAUGAUAAUGCUAAUAUUAAUAGUAAUAAUAAUAAUAAUAAUAAUAAUAAUAAUAAUAAUAAUAAUGAUAAUAAUAAUAUUAAACGUGUAACCCAUCGUACCGCUAUACGCAACAAAUCAGAUAGCAUUAAGAAACAUCAAUACAGACCAUCCAUUCUCAAUUGUUGUAUGCGAUAAUCUUACAUUUCUUUGCUUAUAUCAUCAUGAUCAUUAUUAUCUGAUUGGCAAUGUUUUAAUUAACCCUGAUUAUAAUUGAUUUAUUUUAUUCAUUAUUAUUAUAUUUUCUUAUGAUUCCAUUUAUUUUUUAAUUGAGUAAACUAAUUUCUAUACCUGCAUAGUGAUUAACCUUAAUCUAUGGCUGUGACCUUCAUGAAAAGUUUUGGCUUGUGUUCAAUUUUUUUUUUAUCUUAGUUACAUCCACAAGUUGUGUGUGUGUGUGUGUGUGUGUUUAUGUUACCCAAGCACUUAAACUAUCAACACAAAAACAGAAAACAUAUCAGUCCAGUUUAAUUUUUCCUUUUUUAAUGUUUUUAACCAAGAAAUAUGAAUAAUUUGUUUGUUUAUUAUUUUGUUUUUAUUUACACCGUUUUCAAUCAGUAUAUUCCCUGAUUGCUGUGAAUAUUACCGAAUAACAAAAGCAGUUUUUUGACUUAUAUUUUUUUACUACUGAUUAUAAUAAUAUCAGUAGUAAUAUUAGUUCUCAGAGAUUUUAUACUCGUGUAUGUGCGUGAAUUAAAAGAUAUUUCUAGAUUCUAUGUCCAUAGUAUCAUCGUUUCCUAACAUACUAUAAGGUUGGUUGUAUUAGAAGGGGGUUUUAUGGAGUGUUCUCUCACUACAAUGCUACUUGGGUUGCCUAAAAUGGAGUAGAUAAAGUGUGAUUUGAAGUUGUAACAUAUCAUUCGAAAGUCGAGUAAGUUAACCGCUAAACUAUUGGCUCUUUCACUCUAAUGAUUAUUAAAUUGACAAUUGAGAGUUGUGAGCAUCCACGACCCCGCCUGCCGAGAUUCAAACACAGGACCUACUGGUUUUGCACGCAAACGCCUAAUCUCUAGACCAUCCAACGGUGUUGAUGUCUAACAUCAACUAAUCCACGAAAUUGAGCCACACAUCCACCAUUGUCAUCAGUGAGUUACUAUCUCACAAUAGACCCGGUUGAACUCCACCGGUCACUGCUUCUCACUAGAACUCCAAGAAGUAGUUCUUGAAGCCAGUCUGUAGUGAGUAUAUGUUGAUUAAUAUCAGAAGGGAUUUUGUGGAUAUUAUAGUAAUUUCAAUGGUUAAAAUCAUGAGUCAAUUGAAGUUAGAUCAACAUGAAAAACUUGGAAGUACUGUUUGACGGUAGCUUCGUGCUAUUGCGGGACUCCUCAGCAGUGUACACUCACGAUAUUUGUCUGUUAUUUUCAUGAGUAGUAUAAUAUUUGUCGUGUAAAAUGUGUAGAUGACUGAAAGAACGAUAGAAAAAUUAGAAAACAGACAAAAACAAAACAACAACACUGCAUGAGUGAAUCUCUGAGUCAGUAAUUAUUUAAAGUAAUCUAACAUCAUGUGUUAAAAAAUCAAUAGUUUUGUUCCGUUAACUUAUAUUUCAAUACAAUAUAAACUGUUUCAAACCGUAUAUUUAAUAUACAUCUACGUUAUUGACAAUCAAUUUUAAUUUGUAUGUUUACCAUUUAAUAUGUCAAUGAUUAUGUUUAAUGCCUAUUUCAAUGUUUUAGUACUUAAAGGGCAGGACUAUAAUUUAUGGACGAACCAAUCACGUAUAAGAUAACAGGUCUCGGAUUUCGGCGCGAAAUUCACCCAUCCAUUUGGCUGAAUAGAGUUUUGACACUACAGCUGAUGCCAGUUUGUAAUGAAAACCCUAAAUCUAAUUUUUGACCUUAAUCAUCAACUGUAAACCAUAAUUCUAAUUCUUCACACUGGUUUAUAACCCUCAUUUGAUCCUGGUCAAAUACAUAAACUGGUAUGUGGUAAGCGAAUAUAACAGUAGCAUUAAUAAUAGCACACAUAUCUAAGACUCCUGGAAAAAAAACUGUUGCUCCUCGUGGAGCACCACUUUCUGGUUAACAUCUUUUUAUUAAGAUUGUGUUUUACGGUAUUGGGUUACUGACCUUAUGCUCAACCCUCCUCCUUUACCCGGGCUUGGGACCGACAAUAACCCUAGAAGAGUUACAGGCAGAGUAAAAAACCAUUACUGUCCCAUAAAUUUGAAAACACUUUAUUCUACAGUACACCUUGUAUGUAAGGUAAGCAGUAAAGAGCCCAUAAAUAAUUUGCUCAUAAAAACAUAUUACUCCAUUAAAUUUAUUUUGUGAUGCUAAUUAUCGUCAUAUUAUCUUGAUGAGUGUUACGUAGUUUGAGGUAGGUGGCAGGAAACUGUGAUUGUUUUAGGCCCCAUGAUAGUUGAUAUUGGUUAAAAAGGUUUGGUCGCAAAUUUGAAGGAAACCAAUGCUACUUAUAGCAUUUGAACCAACGUCACAUUGCCUCAUAGUCUGAAUAUGAAUAUUAGUAUUAAUAAUAAAAUAAUAAUAACAA